Messenger RNA from Mollisia scopiformis, 1065 nucleotides. RefSeq lists its product as uncharacterized. Bases 1 to 1065 code for a protein of 354 amino acids. The transcript has 2 exons. The record is from RefSeq and is a predicted model, not a curated record. Lineage: Eukaryota; Fungi; Ascomycota; Leotiomycetes; Helotiales; Mollisiaceae.
AUGACUCUACAGGAGCGAAUGGAAGAAUCGAAUACUGAACAGAGCAAUAGCGAAAGUGGCACCCAGCUCCAAGAAUUUCAUCUCUUUCCAAAGCUGCCUAAUGAGCUCAGAGACAUGAUCUGGCAACAUGCGCUUUUACCACGGCUCAUUCAAGUGGAACCACUCUAUCUUGAACCCAUCAACCAAAGGCACUAUGAAAACACCAAACAUAUUCUAGUUCCUAAAUGCGUCAAUAAUGGUCUUGAUCAAGUGUGCAGAGAUUCGCGAGCCCAGGCACAAAGGAAUGCCGGAAAACCAUAUAUUUUCGCGAGUCGACACGACUCUGCAGACUCAAGCACAACGCAGAUCUCGCGGCCUUUUUCAUUCAACCCACAGCGCGAUGUUAUUUAUUAUCCCGACUCAACCGGCUUAUGGCUCACAGCUUGGAGCGGUGAUCUCGGAGAAGAAGACGCGAAAGACACCCAAGCAAUAGAAUACGCCGACUUGACAGGUGUCCAAAUCUUGGCUGUUGGAAGCCUUCUCGAACGAGCAAAUUUCGAAGAGGAUCAAGCAUACGAUAUCGAACGGUCAAUAAGUCACAACAACUAUCCUGUUGAUGUAGGAUCUACAUUUUUACACUCACUUGUUGCUUGGUUUCCGAAGAUCAAAGAAUUGAUAUUGGUCUCACCAACAGUUGAAGAUCUCGCAUCACAGGCUUCAACACUGAAAGCAUCCACGUCAGGAAAUCUUGGUACGCAUUUAAGCGAAGACAUCCACAAGUGCCGAGAGAAAAUAGCCGUACAUCUCUUAGCGUGCAAAGAAUCACUGAAACGGGAAAUGGAGAGCAUACGGAAGUUGCAAAGCCAUCCUCGAGAUCGUUACUUGAAAUUAGACUAUUUCGAAACACUAUCAGAUUGGUGGCAAGAUCCAACACCAACGUGGUUGACAGAAGCAGAGUUUGAGGCUCGAUUCGGACUAGAGCCGGGUACAAUUGCUCAAAGCCGCUCAAUCAAGGUAUCAGGUGAUAAUGUCGAAAUAUCCCUGGGGGUGAAGAAUCGUUGGGUCAACGGCCACUUGAGUACUUAG